AGUGGCUAAGUAAUAAUAGGACGGCCUCUUGAUGAUAAAAUGUACAUAAAACGCCACAUCCGGAUAUUUACGGAUUACAACAACGCGUUAAUAUACGGAUGAAUUUUGACCCUUUUGGUUUACCAUAGAGCAACGAUGUUCGGCUGCGGUCUUUUACCUUACCUAGGAGGACGUGGUUACUUUUUGACGGACAUGUCAGCUGUUAUCAAACAGUAGCAGCUCUUCAGCUCAGUUCCGGAUUAUUCGUUGCAGUCUGGACCUGUCCUGUUUUGUGGAUGAGCCAAACCACACUGAGAUGUCAUUUGGGCUACAUGAAGCUUAACGAACAAAGAAAGAAACGCAAAUACAGGGAACCUUUGAACAACAAAAAGAGACACUCUAAAGACCGAUGCACAACUCUGGAAAGCACAAUGGGGCAACAAUAUAUGGCUUUCGCAUGGUUCAGAAAGAGCAACUGGAAUCGCUAUUCUGAGGGACUCUUUCAAUGGGGCUAUUUUACACUCUGAAGGUAUCAAGAGCAGAGCUGCAACGCCUUUGUUCACAAGACGAAGAUGUCACUGCUCUUAAUCCUUUUAAACAAACACUUUUAAAUGUUGAUCUGAACAGACCUCAGUUUUUAUUUUGGUUGCCACCAGGUUCAACUCUUUUUCAUCAAUGCCUCGAUGGAAGAUUUUCUUCAGCCAGCGCCUGCGAUGGUCCAGCUCUUUGACUCAAGCCCUCACCCUGUUUGUCGUCACGUUCUGCGUCAUCCUUCCUCUGUGCUGCCACCGGCUGCUCUACUCCUACUACUUCUUCAGGUUCAUGUACCUAAACUCCAUGAGCGAGGAGGUCCUGCAGAAGAGCCUUGAGCGAGGCCAGGAUGCUCUACGCUUCUGGCAGAACAGCUCGCUACUGGACUCGACCAGAUUCAGCGACGUCGCCCAAAAUCCAGAGCUGCUGGUGACUGUGGUGACGGCCAGGCGGAACGAAGCGCGGGAUUUCCACUACCUGCUCCAGGUGAUGAGGCAGAUCAGCAGCAUUGCGGACAGCUGUGGGGAGCAGCGAUGUGCCGAGGUUAUGCUCUGUGACGUAGAGAGCGGCCCUCAGGAAAACGAGGAUGCCAAGCUGCUGGGGGCCCACUUCAAGGUGAUCCGCCGUUCAGCUCAAGAGCAGCAGACCAACAUGGGACGAAUCAAUACCUUUGAGAAGGAGAAGAAGGAUUACGUGUUCUGUCUCCGCCAGGGAUGGGAGCUGGUUAAGCCCAAAAACAUGAUUAUCCUGGAGGAUGAUGCCCUACCUAGACAGGACUUUUUCCAAGUGGUAAAGGAUCUGCUGUCUCGUCGGUUUGCCGUCCACACGCUGUACAUCAAGCUGUAUCACCCAGAAAGGCUGCAGCGCUACUGGAACCCUGAGCCAUACCGCAUUCUGGAGUGGGUGGGGCUUGGUUUGGUGGGAGCUACAGCUCUCCUCCUCACUAUACCUUACUGGAACCCCUGCUCCUUCUCCUUCACUCUGUCAGCCACCCAUCUCAUCUUCUUCACCCUCUAUUUUAUGAUUGCUGCUGAGCUAAUAGGUAGACACUACCUCCUGGAGGUUCGGAGAAUUUCCCCACAGCUCUAUGCUGUCUCUCCGGCCACUGAGUGCUGCACCCCGGCCAUGCUUUUCCCGGGCAACGCCUCGCUAAGGGCGGCGGAUCUUCUGGAUGCCUCAUUCUGUUAUAAAGGGAACGCCAAGGAUGUGGUUCUUUAUCGGAUGGCCAAGACCUCUCCUGAAGAAAGAUCCCACAGUGUGGAACCCAACCUCGUCACUCACAUUGGGGCCUUUUCCUCAGUCCGGCCCAACCCAUCCAGACCCAAACUCCUUUAAAAGAACCAGGAAGAGGCGAGGUAGCCAUGCCCCUCUUCUCUUGGGUUUUCUAUUUUCGUCAAAUUUGGAAAUCUAAAGCAGGACUCUGGGAUUGUGGGUUCGGGAAUGUUCACGUGAAUGUUUAGAUACUUGGGUGACAAUGUUCUAGCUUUGUAUGGAAGCGUUUUACUUUCACUGAUUUGUUCUUUUUUAAUUUGAGUUUCUGUGUUUCAGACCUGGUUUAGAAACCACAGUAAGUUAGUUUCAGGUGUUUUCAUUGGGGUAAAAAUAACAAGAAAAAGCUGUCUGUCAUAUAGGAUACAAUACAACUGAAUCUACCAGCAGUGGGUCCUUUGGAGUUAUUUUGGUUUGAUCCUGGAUCCUACUCUGCCAUGGUUCUGCAGGUCUACUGGCCCAAACGGGGAACAGAAUCACCGGAAAUGGAAAUAGAAUUUUGCAAAGUCUAAAUUAAUGUUCUCAUGAGAUUUGAGUGUUUUCAUGAUUUAUUUUCAUGUUUUAUAAAAAAAAGAGAAAAACUGAACUAUAUGUUAACUAGAUGGUUAAGUACAUGAGUACUAAACGGUUUGUUUGUGAAUAGUGGGUAGAAAAUGAAGGUAAACUGACCCUGAUCUGUUUUUUAUAACCUUGUGUUUGCUGAUUGAGUUGCUUUUGUAAUGCUUUUACUGUGGGACCAGACUAAACGUUACAUCCUGAUGCUGGAAAUCUUUGGGAAUCUGUUGAUUUAACUUACUGAUGUUUAGCUGUUGAAUUGUGUGAACUCACUUGACCUCUUUGAAAUGUAGUUGUUCUGUUUAAAGUUAUUGAAAACAUUAGAUUGUAUGACUAGAAGAGGAGAUAUCUUUUUUAUUUUCUUACUGUUUUUCUGCACACUAUUAAAAUUAAAAUCUGGGAAUUUUAAUUACAAAUUAUAUUUUCUAUAAAAUCAUUAAUUUCAUGGUUUGUAUUAAGACUGAUUAUGAUGGGGGACAACAUGUUUUAGCUUUGAACUGCAGGCAGAAUGCUGUAAAACCAAGCAUAUCAGGGGGUUAGCUGUAUCUUAGAUAAUUAUAUGAAUGAGAAAGAAAAAAAUUCUUCGUUUUUUAAAUGGUAAAAAAUAAAGACAGUUGUAGGAUUUCAUCUUAAUGUUUCUGCAACAAACUGAGUGUCAUCUUUAAUUUGACGGUGCUCAUGAGCUUUAAAAUGAUUGAAUAAAUCAUUCUGCUAUUUUUCAUUUAUUCUUUAACUUAUGAAUGUACGUACUCUGCUGAUAUUGCUGCCAAAAUUCUCGUGGAAUAAGUUGAAACAAUCUUUUUUUCACACUUUUCCUGGAUCACAGGAGGAGGAUCCAGAGGCAUUCCUGCUUUCAUUGUGUAGAGGUGGACAGGGACAUAGUCAAAAACCAGGAAGACAGCUGUUUGAGUUCAAACAAAUGUCUCGCAAAAGUAUUCCCACCUCUUAAACUUUCCCAAAUUUGUCACAUUGUAACUAUGAACUUUGAUGUGUUUUAUUUGUAUUUUAUGGGAUAGACCAACACAAAGACAUUAUUAUAAAGAAGGAAAAUAUUUCUCUAGUAAUAAAUAUCUGAAAUGUGGGUUGUGCAUUUAUUACACAACCCCCCACCGUCAAGCAUGCUGUGUUUCCCAGCUGCUGGACCCCUGACUUAAAUAAAAGGGUGAUCAACAGCCUUCUGCAGCACUUAGCAUGCUGAUAGCAUGCUGAGGAGAUAAUGCAAUCAUUUAUAUGGUGUGUGCAGAGUGGUGUGCAGCCUUAGUUUUCCUCCCUGCAUAGCGUUUAAUACUUGGUCAUAAGAUUUGGUUUUUGUUUCAUCGGUCCAGAACAGUAUAAAGGGCACUAAAUACAAAUAGGUGCUGCACCUUUUCAGUUGCACCUUCCAUUUCACAAUUCUGUGUUACUUUGUGUUGAUCUAUCACAUCAAAUCCCCUAAAAUAUGUUGAGUUUCUUGGUUGAAAGCUGACAAAAUGUGGAAAAAGGGGGUACUUCUGCAAGAUACUAUAGUCUACUUCCCAGCAGAAAAAUCUGUUCAUAUCCAUGAAAUCCACUGUUCUUCUAAACUUCAUUUGCCACCAAGCCACGAUGUCACUGACCCCUCAGCAUCACUCAGUGUGCCUUAGAUGUGCCUACUAUAGUCAUGGCCUUUUAUUAGAAUUCGCUCAAUGGGAUUCUCCUAGGUUGUUCUUGACCUUUAUGUACCUUAAACAAAUUAGACAUUUGUUCUUGACGUGAAUGACGUGUGUUUAUCUGUACACACGUCAUUCACUUAAUGAUGAAGGGGAAAAAGGUUUCUGAAAUGAAAAAAAUCACAGUUAUUUCUUUAAAGAAUUACUGACGAGGAUCUUUGCUGGAUUGUUGCUAAAAACAUAUCACUCAGAUGUAUAUUUUGUGAUUUUAUAUUCAUUUUAUAAGCUUGUUGCAGGAAAUGUCCUGUACCAAAAUUGCUGCCUUUUAUUAUAAAAAUUAUAAAAAUAAAAAAGUCGGGACUCUGGCUGGGCUGUUCCAAAACGGAAAUAUUAUUUCCAGUCAGAAAAAACGUGCUGAACAAAAUAAAACCUACAUCUGAGAGGGUAUGAAUAAUUUUGGGCUUAGUUGUAAAUUCUGCACAUUGCAUCACUUUUUUUGACCAAUAUGCUUAUGUAUUGUGUGCACAAAAUAAAACAAAUAGCAUUUAUUACAAAAUAUCUAAAUAUUCUAUAUAAGAGAAUAUAUGCAUCUGAAUGUUUCAGUAGAAUUGGUGUGAUGGUUUCGAUGGAAAAUGUUGCUGAUGCAAUAAUGAUAACAGCUGACUUGUCUGAACUACAACUAAACGCUGAUUUUUGUUGUUUUUAACUGAGACUCUUGCUGUUUCUAUAUUUAAGACCUAAUAAAGCACUGAGUUUGAUGUGA
Molecule: messenger RNA, 4725 nt
Organism: Girardinichthys multiradiatus
Lineage: Eukaryota; Metazoa; Chordata; Actinopteri; Cyprinodontiformes; Goodeidae
Gene: pgap4
Product: post-GPI attachment to proteins GalNAc transferase 4
Exons: 4
Coding region: 655-1845 (396 amino acids)
Biological process (GO): GPI anchor biosynthetic process
Cellular component (GO): Golgi membrane
Molecular function (GO): glycosyltransferase activity
Source: RefSeq, a predicted model, not a curated record